AUGGCGGAUAACUUCUUGGACACUAACGCGACAGCAUUUGGCUUCCGAGGAAAAGCCCAAUACAAAAAGGCCGAUUUGAAGGGAGAAACCCAAAUUCAACACCAGAAAACGAUCGACGAUGCAGUGCUUGGCUGCUACGGGUACAUUGAUGGCCAAGGAAAACUGUUUGUUACUCACUACAUGGCGGACAUGGGUGGAUAUCGGAGUAUUAACCUGAACAACCCAGACAAAGUUACCCUAGAAAGGGCACGAUCCCUGAUGAAUGGCGCUGAUGGCCCCAUUUCGGAUCUCUUUCCUAUCGACUGCACCGAGGAAGGAGCUUAUGGGCGACUCAAGAAAAUGGCAGAAAAAAUAAAGGAAGAGUUCGAAAAUGGUUCCAGUCCAGGCGGUCUAGACAAGGAUUCCAAUACGCCUAAGCAAGGUGCUAAAAAUUCGCCGACGCCAGGUAAAGAUGGAGCUCCUUCCAAGAAACAGGAUCCGAAGUCUUCGGAUAAACCAACUAAAGGCGACAAAGAUGCGUCUCCAGACGACAAGCAGGAUGACGAUCAAUCAGAUGAUGCUCCAUCGGAUGCAGAGGAUGACGAGGCUGACCAGAGUCCAGACAGUCUAGAAAAGGAUUCCAAUAAGCCUAAGAAGGGAGGUAAAGGAUCACCGAAACCAGGCAAAGAUGGAUCUUCUGAUAAACCAACUAAAGACGACAAAGAUGCGUCUCGUGACGAUAAGCAGGAUGACGAUCAAUCAGAUGAUGCUCCAUCGGACGCUAAGGAUGACGAGGCUGACCAGAGUCCAGACAGUCUAGAUAAGGAUUCCAAUAAGCCUAAGAAGGGAGGUAACGGAUCGCCGAAGGCAGAUAAAGAUGAUGCUCCUUCCAAGAAACAGGAUGCGAAGUCUUCUGAUAAACCAACUAAAGGCGCCAAAGAUGCGUCUCCAGACGACAAGCAGGAUGACGACCAAUCAGAUGAUGCUCCACCGGACACAGAGGAUGACGAAGCUGACCAGAGUACAGAUGGUCUAGACAAGGAUUCCAAUAAGUCUAAGAAGGGAGGUAAAGGAUCGCCGAAGCCAUGCAAAGAUGGAGCUUCUACCAAGAAACAGGAUCCGAAGUCUUCGGAUAAACCAACUAAAGGCGGCAAAGAUGCGUCUCCUGACGACAAGCAGGAUGACGAUCAAUCAGAUGAUGCUCCAUCAGACGCUAAGGAUGACGAGGCUAACCAGAGUCCAGAAAGUCUAGACAAGGAUUCCAAUAAGCCUAAGAAAGGAGGUAAAGAAUCGCCGAAGCCAGGCAAAGAUGGAGCUCCUUCCAAGAAACAGGAUUCGAAGUCUUCGGAUAAACCAACUAAAGGCGGCAAAGAUGCGUCUCCUGACGACAAGCAGGAUGACGAUCAAUCAGAUGAUGCUCCAUCGGACGCUAAGGAUGACGAGGCUGACCAGAGUCCAGAAAGUCUAGGAGACAAGGAUUCCAAUAAGCCUAAGAAAGGAGGUAAAGAAUCGCCGAAGCCAGGCAAAGAUGGAGCUCCUUCCAAGAAACAGGAUUCGAAGUCUUCGGAUAAACCAACUAAAGGCGACAAAGGUGCGUCUCCUGACGACAAGCAGGACGACGAUCGAUCAGAUGAUGCUCCAUCGGACGCUAAGGAUGACGAGGCUGACCACAGUGCAGGCGAACUAGAGAAGGGUGUUGAUGAUAAGGAUCCGAAGAAACCAACCACACCUGAAAUUGGUUUACGUACUGAUGCUGCAGAUCAUUUGCCAGCUCCUAAUCAAAAAGCCAACCAAGGUGCCGUGCCGUCUGGAACACAGAAAGGCCCGUUCGUAGAUCCUCCAUCAUCUUUCCCCAAUGAAGCGCCACCGUUGAGGAACGACAAGAGUCAACCUUCCGUCAGCAGCGAUUCCUAUGAUGAAGUGGACGAUGACGAAGAUAACGAUUCCGUAGACGUAGCUGCUGCAGAGAACGAUGAAGGCAAACCUAAGGCGGAUCAGUCCGAUACCGACAACUGCGUUGAGGCCAUUCUGAAGAUACCUUCCUCGGCCCGGCACGUCAUCAUCCGUACGGAGAACCCAGAGUUCAGAACUCAGUACGGCGACAAGUCCAACGAUAUGGUUAGAAAGAUUGCGCCGGGAGUGUACGAUGUGCUGUUGGCACAGUUCAGGAAAGUAAUUUUCGAAAGAUACCCCGUCAAGGACGCAGCCAACGCACCUACCAACCUGGGCAAGGCGUUCAACUAUGAUGCACUGAAGCCGGCCGAUAAUGACUAUCUGCCGAUGGAGGGUGCAGAAGCGAAGGAAGGCAAAUCGAACCAGUCGGAAGCUCCCCAACGCCGUAUUCCUAAAAGAUUUUUGGAGAUUGGUCGCCGAUCGUAA
Molecule: messenger RNA, 2358 nt
Organism: Anopheles cruzii
Lineage: Eukaryota; Metazoa; Arthropoda; Insecta; Diptera; Culicidae
Product: protein starmaker-like
Exons: 5
Coding region: 1-2358 (785 amino acids)
Source: RefSeq, a predicted model, not a curated record